CCUCCUCUCCAACAUUCCAAGCGAAAGCAACAGCAAACAAACGUCUUAAGCUUCAAGUGAAGCAUGUUUCAUCCCUUCACUCUCUGCUCACUCAGAAGGCUGCGGGGCCCUGCUCGCGGCAGGGACAGGGGUUAGAAGUCGGGUCAGAGAAGAAGAGGAUUACUCAAGAUACACUUCAGAUAAAAGUGUCAGUCCAGUAACUGUCACUGAUCCAUCUUGUGUGGGCGGGCGGAGCUUCAGGGCCGCUGCUGUCAGACGUUGACUCUGAUUCAUGAAGACGUUCUGCCCAGAAGAGUAAGAGAUAGCCUGCGCGCUGAGGAGCCACCGAGAGGAACUAACCUGGGGGGAAGAGGAGAGGAAUGGCUGAUCCUCUGCGGAGGACUUUACUAGCCAAACUCCGGGGCAAGAAAUCCAAGAAAGGAGCGACGCACGUCGGUGGAUACGGUCCGGCUGCCGAGGGUCGAGAAGGUAAAGAAAAAGUUUUGCAGCCAGCCGAGACGCUCUUGAUCGCAGAGCUGGUGGAUUGUACCGCGGGGAGAAUGAGCACGUAUGAGAAUUGUGUGGAGGCUGGCGGGGUCGUGCUGGUCCGGGGGUCCGGCCAGCAGGAGCGCGCUGGCGGCGGGGGUGGGCUUCGGGUCAGCGAGCAGCUCCUGGGGGUCGCGCUUCAAAGAGAAGUGCCGUUUGCGGGACACCAGGGGGCCGUCUGCGCGGAUACCGUUGCGUUACCGCAUGUGCGGAGGCAACACUUCCUCCAGUGCAGUUUUGGGGACUCGAUUGGUUUCGGAGACAAUCCGCCACUUAGUGGGGCUUCGAGGCCACCAGAGAGUCUCGUGACUAUUUCUGAUGCGGAUGUCACGAUCAGGGGACCCGCCAGACGCUGCUGGACCUUUGACACCCAAACUCUGGAGAUGCCUGGCUCUGCACCGCCGGUCACAGUGGAAGAAACCUCUCUGAUAAGGAACAUCGAGAGCUAUGGACCUGACGGGGACGUCGGCGGCCUCCAGAGUCCCACCUUCUUCCCGACUGAGCUUGAAAUACGCGACGUGAACAUGACCCCGCUGGGUCCCUCGGCCCACACUGUCCCAUACCCCCUAGACAGCGAGGAUGAUGACUAUUAUGACAAUGAAAUCCUUCCCUUUUAUGAGAGGAUAAAAGAAGACAGCGAGAGGACUGAGGUGCAGCAGGAUGAUGGCAGUCGGGAGACAGACAGGCUCAGGAUCCAGCUGAAGGAAGCUUAUUACCUGCUCAUCAAUGCGAUGAAUGAUAUCAACCUGGAUGUGCAGCAGCAGAUCAGUGGAGCUUUAACCCAACAGCAAGGCAGCUCCUCCUGCAGCAGCCGCUCUAGAGACAGCUUGUGUUCCAGGUCCUCGGCGAAGAACAUGGAGAGUGACUCCUGGUCCUCAGGCGGCGAGCACAGUCCCCAGCAGGUGUCUGAUACUGACUCACUCCUGCUGUGCCUCAGUGAGGCUCUUGUGUUUGGGAAGCUGAAUAGUAAAAGCAUGGUGGAGCUGUCCGCGGACAAGACUGGACCCCUGCUACAUCGCUGUGCUAGUGACGGGGCCAUCAGGUAUCCAAAUGGACCUUUAGUUCGAGGAAGCAGUCUUAAACCCACAGGUGAGAGUGAGGCUGGGCUUAAUACGGUCGAGCAGUCGGAUCCCAUGGUUGGCCUUUCCAACAACACCAGCAGUGAGGAGCGUCUGCACAGUGCUGAUGCUGAGGAAAGCGGGCCCCUCAAUGAAAGCAGCGGCUCCAUCAACAGCCUCUCUGGUUCCUCGGACGGCAGCGCAGAGGCGCCCGCACAACACAGCGACAGCAACAAGCAGGAGCUCAACAACAUCCGGGCGGUCGCAGUGCACGGAGUCACCGUCAACAAGAUGCAGGAGUGGAUGCACAAGGGCCGCCUGCUGUCGUCGGAGAUGAAGCAGCGCAUCGAAGGCUCUUCGACGCUCCGUGGUGGAAGCCUGAACCCGGAUCGAGCAAAGCCCACCCAGGGGGUCAAAGCGCUCAAGGUCAAGUCACCUCGGCAGAUGCAACAGCCAGCUUUCAUUGAGAACUUCCAAACCCGUGAGGGGGGCAGGCCCAGUGAGGUACCAACAUGGCGGCCGCACCUCAACACCAUCACCGUCUCCAAGAAGCGCAAUUGGCUUCAGCAGAGCUCACUGGGCAGAAACCAGUGCACCAAGGAAGAGCAGCAGUGUACGGUGGGGGCUGAAGAGGAGGGCUCCCAGUGCCCCCCCCUGUCUCCCAGUCCUUCGCCGGAGCACCUGAGACCCUCGGGGGGAGGCUCUUCGCGGUCCACGCGCCUGCACCUCCCACAGGUGAACAUCGGACAGACCAAGGUCUCCCCUCACCCUCGGAAUAUGGACCCAGCUGAGGAGAACGAUGCCGACGAUGAAGGAGAGAUCUGGUACAACCCAAUCCCAGAAGACGACGAACCCGACUCGCACCUCAGAUCCUCUGUCCGCCUCUUGCUUCCGACUCAAGUUGAUCCUCAGAGGAGGCCGAGUAAAGGAGCGGAUGCCGGUCACUGUAGCAGGACUGUGGAGAAUGGCAGCGAGGAGACGCCGGGAGAGGGUCUCAAUGUGGUUUCAGAAAAUGGGCAUCAGGGCAGCGCAGCACAUCCCACAGACACUCUGACUGUGCACAGAAGGAUGCUUGCGUGUAAAGCUGAGGACGAGUUCGGACCGUCUACCAAUAGAUCCACAGAUGUUCCUGACCUCCCCAACACUGUCGGCUUCUCGCCUCCCUCCAGCCCCAACCCCGCGAAGAAGAGCAGCUCCAUCAACUGGUCUUUCCCAGACAAGAUAAAGUCCCCUCGCACCGUGAGGAAGAUCUCCAUGAAGAUGAAGAAGCUGCCUGAACUGAGCCGAAAGCUCAGCGUGAAGGGGACGCAGAGCAGCAAUGGAAGUAGUCAGCCGGAGCCCCGAGCUAAUCCCCCACGAUCCAACGGGACCGACCCCGUCCCUCAAACCUCCGGACCUCAGAGGAUACCCUCGUCAGGGGGCGGCCAAGCGAGCCGGAACGUCAUCUCACGGUACCACCUGGACAGCAGCGUGUCCACCCAGCACAGCUUCAGCAAGAAGAAGAACAAUGGCAGCUCCAAGUCGGCCUGCAAAGGCGGCUACCUCAGCGACGGGGACUCGCCGGAGCUGGUGGCCAAAUCCGGCAAGCACGGCUCCUCCGAGAUGAAACGGGCAAAAGAGACAGACAGCUCGAAACCUAGCGGCACGGACUUGGACAUUGAUGCUUUCCGGCACUACAGCUUCGGAGAGCAGCCCAAGUGCAGCCAGUACAUCUCCGGACUCAUGAGUCUCCACUUUUAUGGAGCAGAGGAUCUUAAGCCGCCUCGGAUGGACUCCCGGGACGUCUACUGCGCCAUCCAGGUGGACUCGGUGAACAAAGCAAGGACCGCUUUGCUCACGUGCCGGACCGCCUUUCUGGAUAUGGACCACACCUUCAACAUCGAGCUGGAGAACGCUCAGCACCUGAAGCUGGUGGUCUUCAGCUGGGAGCCCACGCCCAGGCGCAAUAGGGUGUGCUGCCACGGCACGGUGGUCCUGCCCGCGCUCUUCCGCGUCACGCGCUCCCACCAGCUGGCGGUGAAGCUGGAGCCGCGAGGGCUGAUCUACGUCAAACUCAGCCUGAUGGAGCAGUGGCAGAACUCGCUGGACGGCGGGCCAGACGGCGACCGCGAGCCUCAGGUGUUCGGCGUGGAAGCGUGGAGGGUGGUGGAGCGGGAGGAGAGCGGACUCAUGGUGCCGCUGCUCAUCAGCAAGUGCAUCACUGAGAUCGAGAAGAGAGGCUGCCAGGUGGUGGGCUUGUACCGGCUGUGUGGCUCUGCAGCUGUGAAGAAGGAGCUGAGGGAGGCCUUCGAGAGAGACAGUCACGGCGUGGAGCUGAGCGAGAGCACCUACCCGGACGUCAACGUCAUCACAGGUGUGCUGAAGGACUACCUGCGAGAGCUGCCCUACCCUCUGAUCACCAAGCAGCUGUACCAGGCCGUGCUGGACUCCAUGGCCUCCAGGCCGCUGCGCAUGGGCGCGGCCGGCUGCGAGAACGACCCGGCCGACUCGGAGCACACCGUCAGCCUGCUGGACCACCUGCCCGAGGUGGAGCGGGUGACUCUGCGGAUGCUCCUGGACCAUCUGAAGUUGGUGGCCUCCCACCAGGACGUCAACAAGAUGACCUGUCAGAACCUGGCGGUGUGUUUCGGCCCGGUGCUGCUCAGCCAACGCCAGGAGGCCUCCUGCCACUCCAACCGGGUCUUCAUCGACUCGGAGGAGCUGGCCAGCGCGCUGCACUUCAAGAAGCACAUCGAGGUCCUGCACUACCUGCUGCAGCUCUGGCCAGUGGUGGACCCUCGCUCUGGGACGUCCGUUGCCCCGUCACUUCUGUCCACUUCGGACUUGGUGUCCGCUCCCCCUCUGAGACGCAGGAAAGAGCGCCCCCAGGUGCUGAACCUGACGGACGCAGAGAUGGCGGGUGUUCUGCGACCCAAACCGGGUCGCCUGGACAGCCCCAGCAACCGCUACGCCGGCGACUGGAGCGGCUGCGGCGAGAACUACUUCCCCUGCGACGCCCUGCUGCCGCCGCCCAGGAGCGGGGAGGCGGACUACGACGACGUCCCCUCGGAGGACGUGGGUGAGGACGCAGCUGUGGAGGGUCAGGAGCAGGAGGAGCCGGAGCAGGAGGAGAUCCAGGACGAAGAACCGCAGGAGGAGGAGAAGCUGGACGAGAGCGACAGUUCGGGCGACAGGCCCAUGAUGGAGGAGGAGGAAGAGGAGGAGGAGGAGGAUCCCGUGUGCAACCACAUCCUCCCCCCCUCCCUCCCCAGAGAACACACGUACCAGGCGUACGUGAAGAUUCAGGACAUCAGCCCGGUACUCAGCAACCGGGUCAACCUGCGGGAUCUUCAGGAGAGCAUCGACACGCUGAUCGGGAACCUGGAACGGGAGCUGAACAAGAACAAGCUCAAUGUCGGGUACUGACAUCCCAGCUCUGCUGUAGAACCCGGCAGAAGCAGAACUUUGGAGUACUUUUCCUCAGAGACAUUCCCCUCGAUGUUGUUACGUGUUUGUCGUUCCUCUUCUUCUGAGAAGAACCAUCAACCCCCCGGGGGGUUUUAAAAACGGUGCCUUAAUUGUGUGAAGGUGGUGCGUGGAAGAUCCACCCGGAAACAUUCUGAAUCCCGAAAACCCACCAGAGCCCUCAGCCCAGAUCAGCUCAUCUCAAAGAAAGCAAAAGGAAACUGGAGGUCUACGCUAGCUCAGACUCCGCCUCUUUCUUAUCGGCCGAUUUGAUCUUUGAGUUCCCCCAUCUUCUCUUAGCUAGUUGCCUUUGCUAUUUAUUCGUUUCAAUAGUUCCAAACCGCAAGAAUGCACUUUUCUACGAAACAAAGCAACGUCAACAAAAAAAAAAGAAAAAUUGACCAAAUUGUUCACUUUGCCGCUUUUUAUUUUCGUUGUUUUACCUCCACACAGCGAGCGCUGAGUCAAGGAAUCACGGCAGCGGCAAAACACCAAUGCACUUAUUCGCCAGGCUGCGACUUUCUCACGUCUCAUGAAAUACAAAACAAAAUAAAGGAGGGAAGGUGUGUUCUAGUUAGCGCCAUGUUUCAUGACAUGGCAGGGUUUACUGUAUGUUCGCGGAGCUGGACUGAUGCUACGCGACUUCCAAGUGAUGCGCAAGAGAAUUGAAAAGUGAUGAAGAACAGUCGGCGCCAUUGGCUACAUAUGAACUGGAGGUUAUGUAUUUAUGUUUAAGUUAAUCCAAUUUAAAUUAACUAGAGGAUAAACCUAUAUAUAUUGCGUUAGCUUAGGUGCUACAACACUGUCAGACCUUUCAACAGAAGCGUAGCAGUUAAUACUCAUCUAACAUGUUUCAUUAUUAUGCUGUGGCACUUUUGAUGCGGCCAUUUUUCGCAUCCACGCUAAAAAUGCUACGUGCAAAAUGCUAACGAUUCAUCGAGUCAACAGUGCAGCAACAAGACCAAGAACCAUUGCUGAAAAUCCUAUUGGUUUCUCUUGUAGCAUUAGCUUAGCGUCCACACUGGCAGCUCGAUAGAUACGUGACGAGAAAUUGGAAAAACCUAAAAAGUAGCACAUUUGGAAAAGCAAUUGAAGCGAAGCUACGGCUAACACUCACCUAGAUUUUGCCUAAUAUACUCCAGGGAUUCAGAAAGAUCAGUAUUUAAACUUUUAUGGCGUAUGUAUAUAACUAAAUGUAUUGGGAGUAUAUUGUUUUUACAGCAUACAUAACUGACGUAUUUAAAGACUAGUGGCUAAUAUUGGUACAACGUCGGCUGUAAGAUAUGAUCGCAACAGUUGUAAAUAUUUCUUGUCUCUGGUGGACUGAGCUGUUUUUUUUUUAAAUGUGUUGUUUCAAAGGUACUGAAUAUUGCAUGGUCAAAAGCUUUACCGAGGUCUAAACAAGGCGGUUACUCUCACCGGCUUUUGUUUUCAGUAUUUAUGUGUAGAAAGACUAUUUUAAUUGUGAAUUCACUUGUUUGUCUCGAGGUUUUUACACAAACAAACGGCUGCUUUGCUUCAGUUUCUCUCCAGAGGACGUAGAUUUGACGCGAGCAAGUCAUCAUGUAUUGUACUUCACAACUUAAGAAAGUAUAUUUUUUUACUGACGAAAAACUGUAACUGCUGUACCACAUAAUUCCACAGUGUUUUUGAUGGUUGUUCAUUGUAAUGGUUGUUUUUAAUGUAACGCAAGUUAUGCUUCAUGUAGACUGGAAUACAUGUUGAAAAACAAAUCAUGUAUUGUGUUGCAAUAAUCUUAAAUGUAUUGCAUUAUUAAAACAAACCCCCAGCAUUAGCAUUGUAUGUUAGCUCCAUAUGCUGCCGUUAUAUUUGUCUAAUGAACAAUAUUAUGACACAUUCAAGAAUAUUACUGGAACCAGGUCAAUAAAUGGUUUUCUGUAAAAAGCCAGUGUGGCAUGAAAAGUUUGUCGUUCAUUUUAAGAACUAAAAAACGUAAUAAUAAUUCAAAGAUAACUGGAAAACUGGUUUCCUUUUCUCGUCCUCUGGAGAGAACAGAACCACCGUGAAGCUUCGUGACUGAACCAUAAAGUUGCUUGGUAUUGAUCCUGAGAAAUGUAUGGUCAUAAUAAAGUCUAUUAUUUUACAGCGA
Synchiropus splendidus (mandarinfish) is the source of this 7137-nucleotide messenger RNA. RefSeq names its product synapse defective 1, Rho GTPase, homolog 2 (C. elegans) (gene syde2). The transcript has 9 exons. Gene Ontology annotation, biological process: signal transduction. NCBI's taxonomy places the organism in Eukaryota, Metazoa, Chordata, Actinopteri, Syngnathiformes, Callionymidae. The record is from RefSeq and is a predicted model, not a curated record. Bases 360 to 4988 code for a protein of 1542 amino acids.